Molecule: messenger RNA, 2114 nt
Organism: Suillus clintonianus
Lineage: Eukaryota; Fungi; Basidiomycota; Agaricomycetes; Boletales; Suillaceae
Exons: 5
Coding region: 181-2058 (625 amino acids)
Cellular component (GO): RNA polymerase II transcription regulator complex
Molecular function (GO): transcription cis-regulatory region binding; DNA-binding transcription activator activity, RNA polymerase II-specific
Source: RefSeq, a predicted model, not a curated record
UGAUGAUUUGUCAUCGCAGACUGCUCUUCCAGGAGCGCCGACACAUACCUAUCUCGUUCUCCUGACUUGACUGCUACAGCUCAUCUUCCUUAUCAACGUUCUCUUUACUUCUUGUCAUCGUUGCCUGCAGUGAACUCACGAACACCUGACUUAUUCCCCGUGCAAGAGACUCCUAAUCUCAUGGAGUUCCCCACUAUGAACAACUUCUGGGAUCUAUCGCAAACUCCAUCUCAAUUCUCUCAACUUGGCGAUGACGACUUUCUUGCUCUUCUCCAAAAACAAUACCCAAACACAGUUCCCGACAUCAAUUCCACUGACAUUGACGACGUAAACCAGAAACCUCCACUACCAGGUCUUACACCACCCUCUGAUGAUAGCAGCCCAAGCCCACCAAGCAUCAACAGUGCCAAUCAUUCACGCUCCAGGCACCAGUCUACUUUCUCCCGUGGAAAUGACAAUGAGGAGUCUGCGCUGAAGCGCAAAGCAAGUGAUGACGACAUGGAGGAGGGUCCAAGUACAAAGAAUCAACACACUGCUGAUGACCCGAGCAAUUCAAAAAAAGGGCCAAUGUCCAGACGAAAGUCGGGAGGGUCUCAGGAUGAUACACGGCUACUCAAGCGAAAGGAACAAAAUCGUGCUGCUCAACGCGCUUUCCGAGAACGAAAGGAAAAGCAUGUCAAAGAUUUGGAAGAUAAGGUGGCAGCUCUCGAGGCAAAGAAUAAGGAUGCGCAAAAUGAAAAUUCUAAUUUGCGAGAUCUUCUCGCACGCCUUCAGGAGGAGAACCUUGCUCUUAAGCAAGCCCAAUUCACAUUUUCAAUGCCGAAGGCGAUCGAUCAUCCAAUUCCUCAGGCUUCCUCAUCAGCAUCACCUCAGACCGUUCAAGCGCCGUUUAGCUUCUUUAGCUCCCCUCCAGCUGUACCGCCCCCCGCUCCCCCCGCAUUACGCUCCUCUCCUAAGCCAUUUAGCGAUAUUGAUUGGAGUUCAUUGACAACGUUUGAUCCCUCAUUGCUCAGCGCAAUGGAUGAGAUCCCUUCAGGUCCUAUGCAAAUUGAUCCUUCGACUUCGCCAUACGGUCAAUAUGCCCUGCCAGCUCCCAACCAGUACAAGACUCUCGCCACCAAUACAUUCUUCAUGUCGUUUGCUGACUCCGAUUCCAAUUCGUUCAACAAUGGCCCUCCCAGCAACGAAAACGUCAACAAUAAUACCAGUAACGGUUUGAAUCAAUUCCCGUUCAAUUUCCCCUCACCUUCGAAUUCCUGGAAUAGCACAAGAAACGGCCAAUCCACAGCGGAAUUCUCACAGUCUGCAGGUCAUUCCGACUACAUGCAAAACCACAGCCUAGACGAGCUUUUCGGCGAAACAUUCAUGAAUGGCCAAAGCGUUGACUUUGGCGCACUAUUGAAGAGCCCGCCUCCACCCACAAUAAGUCCCGUGACGCACGCAAACGGGAAUGCGCAAUCACCACCAAGUAGUAUAUCUUCAAAAAAUUCCAUGGCUUCUCCCCUUUCCGCACAUCCCUUAUCAUCACCGUCGUCAGCUAGCACAUCAAACGGCCAAAGUCCAUUCAGCUGGACGAUGUCCCGACAGGACGCCGAAAGUCCACCCUCGGCCUCCGAACCGGCAUCUAAUGUCAAUCCCGGAGGGGCUAUGGCGCGCUGUCCGACGAGAGAUGAUAUCGAGAAGUAUAUAGUUGCAUCAGGUGACUCGCCGUUUACGAGUUCGCCGUUCACACAGCCCGCGGUGCGCAAGAUGAGUGAUGCUUCUCAAGGAGGGAAUAUGAUAUCCUGCGAGGGCUCGCAAUUCCCGAAGACGAAGGAGAGUUCGGAAAAUAUCGAAGUUCUGAAAGCGUGGCGGACGAUUACGUCCCAUCCUCAGUUUAAGGACGCGGAUAUCAACCACCUAUGUACGGAGUUUACGAAGAAGGCGCGGUGUGAUGGGACGAAGGUCGUUUUAGAGCCAGAGGGUGUGCAUCAUAUCUUGGAGACCUUCAAAGCAAAGUCACUGGCUCAGAAUCAGCAACAACAGCAGCAGCAAACAUCUACUAGUUCAUCGAACUAGCGAUGACGGAUUCCCAUUUGUAUUAUCAUCGCUAGAUCAUCAUUUAUCCUGCUUUC